AUGUCAGAACUUGCCCAGCUCGCGCUUAAGAACGAUCUAUUUCUUGCAUUUGGCCUUGAGCUGAUACUCCAUCUCUGGCCCCUUCGCGACUGUUUCGAUGCAGUCGUACAGCGAAAAUUGCUACCGGAACGGUUUCAGUCUGCCUAUGGUUCCGAGACUGCAAUAGCCCAGACUAAUGCUAUACGCCCCAAGCCAACUAUGCUAACGAGAACUACCACCAAAACCGUUGCGCGUACCCUGUACAAUACCGUCACAGAACAAGUCACAUCCGUCUCCACCGUCACUGAUCGACACUGGCUUACAAAAUGGACACACUUUCCCAUCGACCCCGCAACACCAUGCGUGACUUGGACAUACUACACCAACACGACCGCAGUACCAGAGCAGAACCAUACAUUCACCCCGCCGCCUGAUAAUUCAACGGACACCCAUCCAACAACACCCACAGCCACCUGGUCAUCCACCAGCUGGCUCCUCCCAUCUCUCCUAGCCCUCACCUCCACCACACUACUCCUCCUGCUCCUGGUCCUCCUCCUCAAACCACAUCUCCUCAUCCCCCGCCCUCGCAGCGCAAAUCCCCAAACGCAGCAGAAACUGUACCAGGACUGGAAAGACAGAGCCUACUCAGUGCUAUCGGACCUUGAGCAAACCCAGCGCGAAACCCAGCGUUUAAAACAAGGUAUUUCAACCAGAACCGCCAUGCUAGAACUUCUCCUCGGCAAAAACCUAAACAGUGACGCCGCCAUGAGCACCACCACCGAUGACCACGACGACGAAGAAGAAGAAGAAGAAGAAAUCUUACACCACCUCGUCACACAGAAACGCGAAACCGACGCCAAAACGCAAACGCAGCUACACACAGCCACGGCCUCGAACAGCGCGCUGCUCGCGCGCAUCCAGCAUCUCGAAGGGCACAAUGCGGAGCUGAGAGAUACAAUCCGGAUGCGGCUGAAUAGCCACUUUGUACCUGGUGUGGAUCAGAGCUUCCAGGAGCUGCUGGAUGAGAAGCAAAAGGAGAUUGCGUUUUGGCGCGCGGCGUUUUAUCGUGAGCGGGGAGAGGAGGAGGGGGCUGCGGUUUGA
Messenger RNA from Exserohilum turcica Et28A, 1080 nucleotides. RefSeq lists its product as uncharacterized. NCBI's taxonomy places the organism in Eukaryota, Fungi, Ascomycota, Dothideomycetes, Pleosporales, Pleosporaceae. The record is from RefSeq and is a predicted model, not a curated record. Bases 1 to 1080 code for a protein of 359 amino acids. The transcript has a single exon.